Molecule: messenger RNA, 1211 nt
Organism: Canis lupus familiaris (dog)
Lineage: Eukaryota; Metazoa; Chordata; Mammalia; Carnivora; Canidae
Gene: PECR
Product: peroxisomal trans-2-enoyl-CoA reductase
Biological process (GO): phytol metabolic process
Cellular component (GO): peroxisome
Molecular function (GO): trans-2-enoyl-CoA reductase (NADPH) activity
Source: RefSeq, marked validated
CUCUAGCCCCGCCCACCCGCGGGCCGCGGUCCCGGGAGCCCAGCGCUGCAGCGAGCCUGGCGCUCCGCCGACAUGAGGCCUUGGGUCCAGCGCAGGAGCUUCCUGGCUCCCGACUUGCUGCUGCACCAGCUGGCCAUCGUCACCGGCGGGGCCACGGGCAUCGGGAAGGCCAUCGCCACCGAGCUCCUGCAUCUGGGAUGUAAUGUGGUCAUUGCAUCUCGUAAUUUUGAUCGAUUAAAAUCUACUGCAGAAGAACUGAGGGCCAGCCUACCCCCGACCAACAAGGCUCAGGUCACUCCCAUAAAAUGCAACAUUCGCAAAGAAGAAGAGGUGAACAAUUUGGUCAGAUCCACCUUAGAGAUUUAUGGUAAAAUCAAUUUUUUGGUAAACAAUGGAGGAGGCCAGUUCAUGGCUGCUAUGGAACACAUUAAUGCAAAGGGAUGGCAUGCUGUGAUUGAAACCAACCUGACAGGCACCUUCUACAUGUGCAAAGCAGUUUACAAUUCCUGGAUGAAAGAGCAUGGAGGAUCUAUUGUCAAUAUUAUUAUCCUUACUAGAAAUGGAUAUCCAGGAUUUACGCAUAGUGGAGCUGCCAGAGCAGGGGUUUACAACCUCACCAAAUCCUUAGCUGUGGAAUGGGCCAGCAGUGGAAUAAGGAUCAACUGUGUUGCCCCUGGAACCAUUUAUUCCCCGAGUGCUGUUGACAACUAUGGUCCUUUGGCAGAAAACAUGUUUGCAGGGUACUUUGAGAAAAUCCCAGCUAAGCGAAUUGGAGUGCCUGAGGAGAUCUCCUCGGUGGUCUGCUUCCUGCUGUCUCCUGCAGCUUCCUUCAUCACUGGACAGUUGGUGAACGUGGACGGGGGCCAGUCUCUGUAUACGCACAUAUUCGACGUACCAGAUCAUGACAACUGGCCUGAUGGAGCAGGGGACGUAUCCUUUGUCAAACAUUUGAAGAAUACUUUCAAGAGUAAAAGCAAGCUCUAAGCUAAGGAAACUAUAGAGGUAUCUCUGGUCUCCAAAUGCCUUAAUAUAUCAAGAAUGCACCUUGGUACUUUACGGGAGCUAAUAAUUUGUAUGCAGCAAUCACUAUCCGCCUUUUUAACGUUAUCAAAUUGUACUUAUGCAAAAACUAUUCCCAAAAUAAGUGCAUUUUUAAGCCCCAACCAACACCAUGUGAUUAAAGAUUUCUUUUUUAGGAAUGGUGCUUAGCA